This is a messenger RNA of Carassius auratus (goldfish), 1995 nucleotides long. RefSeq names its product protein NLRC3-like. Bases 25 to 1995 code for a protein of 656 amino acids. The transcript has 2 exons. Gene Ontology annotation, molecular function: protein binding. The record is from RefSeq and is a predicted model, not a curated record. NCBI's taxonomy places the organism in Eukaryota, Metazoa, Chordata, Actinopteri, Cypriniformes, Cyprinidae.
UUUUUCAAAAUUCACAAAAACAACAUGAUGAAGAAAGCUAAAUUUAUUUUUGAGGGCAACAAAGAAAACAACACAGAUCUCAGGACUGUUUACACAGAACUGUUCAUCACUGAGGGAGAGAUGGAAGAUGUCAAUCAUGAACAUGAGAUUCUGAAGAUUGAUGAAGCUUUCAAGAACAAAAAAACACAGGACAAAAGAAUCAAAUGCAAUGAUAUAUUUACUGAACUGAGGAAAAACAAUGAGGAGAAGAUUGUGCUGACCAAGGGAGUCGCUGGCAUUGGAAAAACUGUCUCUGUGCACAAAUUCAUCCUGGACUGGGCAGAAGGAAACGCCAAUCAGGAUAUAGAGUGUGUGUUCCUGCUUCCAUUCAGAGAUAUCAACACAGAGAUAUUUUUUGAAGACAGAGAAGUCAGUCUCCAUGAGUUUCUGCUGAAAUUUUUUCCUGGACUGAAGAACCUGGAGAAAAAGUUAUAUAAGGAACAUAAGCUAGCAUUUAUAUUUGAUGGACUUGAUGAGAGUCGCCUGCCAUUUAACUUUAAAAGCAAAACACUGGACACUGUUGAGGAAAGAGCAUCUGUAGAUGUGCUGUUUACAAAUCUGGUCAAAAGGAAGCUGCUUCCAGCAGCUCUGGUCUGGGUGACCUCACGACCAGCAGCAGCCAAUCAGAUCCCUCCUGAACAUGUGGGUUUGUUCACAGAGGUGCGAGGAUUCACUGACCGACAGAAGGAGGAGUACUUCAGAAAAAGAAUCACAGAUGAGGAACAAGCCUCCAGAAUCAUCUCACACAUUAAGACAUCUCGUAGUCUAUAUGUCAUGUGCCACAUUCCUGUGUUCUGCUGGAUCACAGCCACAGUAUUGCAGAAUUUUCUCAUCAAGAACAAUACAGAGAAUAUAAGCACAACACUCACUGAAAUGUACAUUCACUUCCUGCGGAUACAGAUGAACAUAAAGAGCAAGUAUGAUAAACAGGAAAAAAGCCAACCUUCAGACCAUUUAAAAUUAAAUAGAGAAAUGAUUUUGAAAUUAGCCAAGCUAGCAUUUGAACAGCUGAAGAAGGAAAACAUUGUGUUUGAUGAGAAGGAUCUGAAAGCAUGUGGUAUUGAUGUGAGUAAAGACACUGAGUUCACUGGAAUGAUCGCUGAGAUUUUCAAGAUGGAAGAUGGACUUUAUAAGACAAAGGUCUUCAGUUUUGUACAUCUGACUGUUCAAGAAUUUCUCGCUGCAGUGCAUGUGUUCAUCUGCUACCUGAAAAAGAACAAGCGAGAGCUUCAGUUUUUCUUUGAAGAUUCACAAAAUACAGCCCGACAAAAGCUUCAGUUCUUCUUAAGAAAUGUAAAAUUUCAUGACUUAACAAAGAGGGCCACUGAUAAAGCCAUGCAGAGUAAGACCGGACAUCUGGACCUGUUUCUGCGGUUUCUGAUGGGCAUUUCACUGGAAUCCAGUCAGAACCUGCUCAAAGGCCUGAUCACACACACUAGAGACACCAGUGAGAGCAUUAGACAAACAACUGAACACAUUAAGGAAUUACAAAAACAGGACAUCUCAAAUGAAACUUCAGUCAACCUAUUCUACUGCUUACUUGAGCUGAAAGAUAAUUCAUUAUAUGAGGAAAUCCAGAGUUACAUUAGUUCAGAUGAACAUCCAGGAAGAGACCUCUCAUCUUCAAUGUGCACAGUGCUGACCUACAUAUUGCUGAUGUCAGAGAAGGUGCUGGAUGAGUUCAGUCCAAAGAGGUUCACGUCAAAACAAGCAGACUACAAGAGACUUAUUCCAGCUGUGAGAUGCUGCAGAAAAGCACUAUUUGACAGCUGUGGUCUUGACAAAACAUGCUGUGAAACAGUGUCUUCUGCUCUACAAUCAUCAAACUCUCAUCUGACAGAGCUGGACCUGAGUAGCAAUAAUCUGCAGGAUUCAGGAGUGAAGCUGCUUUCUGAUGGACUGAAGAGUUCAAACUGUCAACUGAAAAUACUGAGGUUUGACAUUCAUGUUCACUGA